Molecule: messenger RNA, 93 nt
Organism: Linum tenue
Lineage: Eukaryota; Viridiplantae; Streptophyta; Magnoliopsida; Malpighiales; Linaceae
Source: the annotation of a GenBank genome assembly
AUGGCGAAAAGAGACACAUUCCUUCAACUUUCGCGAAGGAGAGUGCACCAUCACACGAAAGGACGUCCCCAUCCUAACCCAUCUGCCCAUUGA